This is a messenger RNA of Trichoderma citrinoviride, 2991 nucleotides long. RefSeq lists its product as hypothetical. The transcript has a single exon. The record is from RefSeq and is a predicted model, not a curated record. The coding region runs from base 1 to 2991 and encodes 996 amino acids. Lineage: Eukaryota; Fungi; Ascomycota; Sordariomycetes; Hypocreales; Hypocreaceae.
AUGUCAGGGGAGGAAUCCAUCGACAAUGGCGCCGAUACUGUCACCAAGAGGAACGAGGCUUCGGGCAAAAAGCGAUCUCUGCCCUCGUUGCUGAACCACUUUAACGGAAAUGACCUCAAGACCCUCUUCCGCUGUUCCGCAGCUGCUUGGGUUGCUUCACUCCUCAUAUUCAUAGAACCUUCACUUCACAGCAUUGGCGUUUCUACCUUCUUUGCCGCUUUAGUUCUCUUCGUCACGCCACCGGCUGGUAUCCUCCUCAUCUACCUGCUCGGAUCUUUUUCACUGCUUUUCGGCAUGUGUCUGGGGUGGGCUUGGGGCAUCCUGACUAUGAAGGCCGCAUUGGCUGCGCGUCCAGCUUCGGAUACCCAAGCACAGCUCCAGGCCCUUCAGCAAGCCGCCGUCGCCCAGGCGCAAGCUACCGGCCAAAAUGCUACUGUCAUCGGCCAGAAGCUGGUCUAUCAAGGCCAUAUGCUGGACGCGCGCGUGACGGCUGUAUACUACGUCAUGGCCUGUGUAUUCAUAUACUUCUUGGCGCGAUUGCGAGCAGGUAACAUCAAGCUCACUCUCCUUCAUCUCUUUGGGACCAUUGUCGUCGAUGUCUUCCUGCUCAUUGGGCCACUGCUCCCUUCCUUCACUCCUCUCUUGGGACAAACACUGGUGAAGCCAGGAGCCAUUGGAGUCGGCAUUGGAGCUGCCUGUUGCCUCAUCUUUUUCCCACAGUCCACUUCUUAUGUGGUCCUUCGGAAAAUGGAGCAGCUUGUCCGCAUGUUCGACAUACCACUCGACUUGACCCAAAAACGGUUCGCUGCUGAGCCACUGGAACUUGCACAACUGAAGCAAAGCAAGAACAACAUGAUCAUUCUUUAUAAAGCUAUGGAGCCGGAAGUCGCCUUCCUUCCGUUAGACAUUUCCCGUGGUCGUUGGAAUGACAGCGACGUCAAAGGCCUACAGGAAUGUGUUCGCCAGACCAUGCUGGCGAGCAUUUCGUUACUCGAUUUCCACAUCACCACCAUUACCGCUCUGCAAAAGGGGGACAAAGCAGGCUUGCGGUACGACAAAUACUCGAGUGAAGGCCCGACUGGCGAGAAGAACAGCCGUGAGAUUGGUCAACGUCAUGUCCUACAAUAUGCCGAGCUGAUCAAAGCCCUUCGAACGCCGGAGCAUAGCGACCUUCGCCUUCGGAUGACACAAGCCAUGCGCGAAACAACUUCCCAAGUGCGGCAAGCUUGCUCGGAGUCUAUAUCCAUCGUAGCUGAAUGCAUUCACACCGUCAAUACUCGUCGCUGGAUCCGCCAGCCCACUCAGCAAGUGUUUGAUGGGUUAAUUCAACAGUUGGAGACGGCCCUGGCCGCGCUACAAUCUGCACGCGAAGCUUGCAUCAUCAACACCACCGAGGCGAUUCUGGAUUGCCAUUCUGACCUUUUUGAUCAAGCCGGCCAGCUCAAGAUCACAGACACGCUCCAGCCACAGUCCCUGCAGGCGAUGAUGGUGGCCAUGGUCAUGGAAGAGCGCAUCCUCAGCGUGGCCGAGGCAACGGAGACAAUGCUCAAACACGUCCUGCAGCUCACGACUGUGCAGACGCACCAUUGCAUCUGGCUGCCGUCACGUAUUCGCUACGCCUUCAACUGGAUCCUCAACGGGAGCGAAACAGUCCCUAUCGCAGGCGUCUCUGAUAAUGGCGGUACAGAUGACCCAGACGCGGUCGAUGAACAGUCCAAAAAGGUUCGCGAGCGUCUCCGCCUCAUUCGAGGUUAUGAGACUCCUACUCGAGCAGGUCCAGUCGCCAGAGCUAUUGUCGGUACAUAUCGCUGGCUCACCAACCCGGCCGGCAUGUAUGCGAUCCGAAUGGUGGUCGUGACACUCGCCACUGCCAUUCCAGCCUCCCUUCCUCAUUCUGCCGGCUUCUUCUACCGUGAGAAGGGUUUGUGGGCUGUCAUCACCGCGCAGACAUGUGUCCUUCUCUACAUGGCUGAUUUCACUUUCUCUCUGGUCUCAAGAGCUCUCGGUACAGUAAUUGGAGGCGUCUUCGGUCUCGUUGCGUGGUAUAUAGGGUCUGGGAGUGGCCCGGGCAACCCAUAUGGGCUGGCUGCUAGCGUGGCGGUUUUCACCGUCAUCUCCAUGUGGUUGAGGAUAUUCUUGCCGCUGGCCUACACCCAGGCGACCGCCAUGUGUGGCGUCACCUUCAUACUCAUUAUUGGCUUCAGCUACGACAAUCAACACCUGCCACAGUACGGAUCACCGGGUAGGGGCUACCAGGCGUUUUGGAGGCGAUUGGUCACGGUCUUGUUGGGCUUUUUAGCUGCGACGAUAGUCCAGCUCUUCCCCAAGCCGCCAUCUGCCACCGCACACGUUUGCAAGUCUCUCUCCAAUACCGUUCGAACGCUGUCGGACUACUAUGCCUUGCUGCUAUCACAUUGGAGCCGGGCGAAGCAAGAGACUUCCAUUGGUCCUGCUGCCAUAGAAGAUUUAACGCUGGAGGUUGCAGAAACUCUUUCAUCCCUGAACGGCUCGAUAGCCCUACUCAAGGCAGAUUUCAGUGCCAGUCCAUUCGACCAAGCGGUCCUACGCCAGACUCAGGAGCAAUGUCAGAACAUGAACCAAGCGCUCGGAAGACUCUUAUACUUGUCGACUACGCUUCCUAAGGAAUUUCAAGAGAGACUAGUCACCACCCUUGGAAUAUUGGAUGAUGGCGCCAUCGGAAACGUUAUGGCUGUGUUGGCAAUCAUCGAACAAGCCCUACGGACCGGGUCGUCUCUCCCCGAGAGGCUUCCAGUGCCUCUUGUGCGUACCUGCUUUGAGUCUCUUUCCUCUGCACAGCACCAGAAGAUUGAGCUGAGCACAUCGCUUGUGCGAGAUGAAAAUUAUCGACGCUAUUGCGUUGCUGUGUCGUCUUACCUCAAAUUUUUGUCUGCCAUUGACGAUUUAGUCCUGGCUCUGAAAGAAACGCUGGGAGAACGCCACGUGGUGUACGUAUGGGAUGGCAAUGUUUGA